Messenger RNA from Lotus japonicus, 1470 nucleotides. RefSeq names its product outer envelope protein 39, chloroplastic-like. Lineage: Eukaryota; Viridiplantae; Streptophyta; Magnoliopsida; Fabales; Fabaceae. Bases 102 to 1223 code for a protein of 373 amino acids. The transcript is spliced from 11 exons. The record is from RefSeq and is a predicted model, not a curated record. Gene Ontology annotation, biological process: chloroplast organization; embryo development ending in seed dormancy. Gene Ontology annotation, cellular component: outer membrane.
CAAAACUAAAAAGCUUGGAAUUUUCACCUUUUCCGACUUAUACAACACUUUUUUCCGCGUCUCUUCCUCUACCUUCAUCACAUCCCAUUCAUUCAUGUUUUAUGCAGUUCUUGUAUGCAGACAAAGUGUUUGUCAUAAUGGGAGCUCACAAAAGCAUCCAUGCUGGCAAAGCAAAGCUUGACAUUGGAGUUAAUUUCAUUCACAAUCUCUGUAGUUCUUAUGUGCUCUCUCCUCCCAGGCUAUCUAGUAGUAAUCCAUUUUCUCUGGCUGCUGGCAGCUUUUGCUUUAAGCAUCCUGAGUUAUUUAGUAAAAGUGAUCUGUUUGAUGUAUCAUGGCACAAGGGGCUGCAUGAUUCAAAUCUCUUGAUCUCUUACAGGUACCCUAGACCUCUAUGUCUUGGCCAGAAGUGUCUUAUCCUUCAGCAUUCAGCUUCACCUGAGAUUAGGAUCCAUGGAAUUCCCAUGAACAAUUUCUCCCAUUCUACAAGUCGAGGUGUCAGGUUGUCAAAAUUAUCAAUCGGAAUGGAUAUAAAUGAGCCGUCAACCUCUAAUUGGAGCAGCAUAACUGGUGUAUAUUUUAAGCAUUUUCAUUUUAGAAAUGAUGGUGGCCGCUCUAUAAGCAGAGAUCUAGAUGGUUUUCCAGUGACAUCCAGUGGAGAUUCAUUUGACAACAUGUUAGUGAUUAAUCAAGAAUCUCGAUUUGAAGAUGCAAACGAUCAUGGAUUUAGUCACUUCAGUGUACAAAUGCAACAAGGGAUUCCACUUGGACCAAACUUGCUAACCUUCAACCGGUUUAAGUUUUUUGCUUCAAAAGGAGUCAAACUUGGACCAGCACUUUUCACCUCCUGGUUGAGUGGUGGCUCAAUUGUAGGACCCAUUGCUCCACAUCAAGCAUUUGCCAUCGGCGGUCCGAGUAGUGUGCGAGGCUAUGGUGAAGGUGCAGUUGGUUCUGGACAAUCAUGUUUGGUGUCUAAAAGUGAAUUAGCAGUUCCAUUGAACAAGAAGCUGACAGGUGUUAUUUUUUUGGACUGUGGAUCUGACUUGAGAAGUAGUCAUAAGGUUCCUGGAAAUCCAGGACUGAGGCAGGGUAAACCAGGAUCCGGGUAUGGAAUCGGAUAUGGAGUUCGCUUCAAAACUAAUUCGUGUCAAAUAAACGUUGAUUAUGCCAUCAAUGCCUUUCACCAAAGAACUGUCUAUUUUGGAAUUAGCAAUCUGGUUUUAUGAACACUGACUUGGCCUAACUUUGCCAAAAUAUGCAGGCUCUUCUUCGUUCUUUACAAAAGCAUGAUGUAUAAUUGUAUAUAUACUCUCAUUAUUUGCAAAACAUUGUUGUUAAUGUGAAUUUUGAGAAAAUUUCUCGAACGAAAUGUUCAAGAAUUUGGUUAAGUCCAAAAACAUGCUGAAGAGAAUUUAGCCAUAGUAGCUAAAAGAGCUCAUUUUAACUAAAAAGUUGAGGUUCUAGCCAAAAGUU